Messenger RNA from Indicator indicator, 3987 nucleotides. It is a transcript of the gene UMODL1, whose product is annotated as uromodulin like 1. The coding region runs from base 1 to 3987 and encodes 1328 amino acids. Gene Ontology annotation, molecular function: protein binding; calcium ion binding. Gene Ontology annotation, cellular component: cell surface. Lineage: Eukaryota; Metazoa; Chordata; Aves; Piciformes; Indicatoridae. The transcript has 21 exons. The record is from RefSeq and is a predicted model, not a curated record.
AUGCAAAAGGGCCUCUCUUUGCUAGGGUACCAUCUGUGCAACUAUAGCCUGACCAAAAAUGUGUUUAAAAUGGUUGCCUACCAAAAGUCCUAUGAGAAAAGCACUUCCUGUGGAGGAUGGAUACCAUGGAUGGUGUGUCCCCGAACGUAUUAUAAAACACAGUAUCAUACGGUUGAAGUCCCUGAAACCAUCACUUUUACUGAUUGCUGUGAAGGAUAUGAGCAAGUUGGACUCUACUGCUCUUUAGGAAGAACAUUCUGGUACAACGUGACAGUACUUGUGAAAAUGGAUUUUAAUGAAUUAAUCAGAGUUGACUCCCAAUUUCUGAAUCAUUCACGCCUUUUGCACUCCAUGAUUACUGGUGCACUACUGCCCUUGAAUGCCUCUGUGCACCAUAUUCAGAGUAACCGUGCAGAGGUAUAUGCUGGGACAGUGACCUCUCAGGUUCUCAUUGGACUGCAGCAGCCAGCUCCACUAGUGGAGGUUUCUUUUUCCUUGAAGGACAUCGUGAAGCGCACGUAUGAGGUGAUUGACACAGAAGUGCAAGAUGUCGAUGAAUGUUCCUAUGCUGAAUUUAAUGAUUGUCCCAUGAAAAACUCCUGUGUGAAUCUGGAGGGUUAUUACAGCUGUGACCCUCAGUAUGAACAUGCAGAUGUCAUCCAGCACUGGCUGAACCAAAGAAAAGAAGGCAUGUCAGUUUCUACUCCAAGUUCAGCACUGAAUCUCACCAACACUAGCAAUACCUCUCUGUCUAUAAGUAAUUCAAGUGUCUUGUCCAUCACUAACCAAUCCAGAGAUGCUGAGUGCUAUCCCCCAGCAGUCAGAAACCACCGAAUCGUCAGUGUUACCAGCAACAGUUUUGAAAUGUCCUGGAAUGCCGCUUCUACUCUGAACCAUACUUUCCAAGUCCAAGUGUUCAAGGGCAAGGAGAUUGUACAAAACCUGAAGACAGAGGAAAUGAAAAUGGACGUGUCUCAGCUGGAAGCAGGUGUGAUGUAUUCAGUAGAGAUCAGCUAUGAGACCUGUGGAAAAACCAGCACCUCCCGUCAAAAUGUUAAAACAGAGGCCAAGAUAUUUGGAGUUACACUGAGGAUUCUCAACUACAACUUCACUGAUGAUUUCCAUAAUGCCAGCAGCUCAGCGUAUCAAGAAUUUUCAAGACUGUUGUUUACAGAGCUUGAAAAUUCAUUUCCACCCAACAUUUCUGCUUUAUACAAAUCUGGGAAGGUGAAAGUGCAGAUGGAAUCCCUGCAGGCUGGAAGCAUCAUUGUGAAGCUCAAAAUCACUGUGCAGGAUCCCGAGUUUCCAGUUGAUGCCUUCACAUUUGCCCCAGUGCUUUCUUACCUACAAAAUGGCUCUACACUUUUGGUGGAUGAACAAAACACUGUAGUAGGAGACUGGGAUGAAUGUGCUUCUCACACCGAGAAUGACUGCUCUGUGUUUGCGGAGUGUAUCAAUUUGAUGGGCUCAUACCUCUGCAGAUGUAAGACAGCCAUGGAUGCUAAUCCAUCCCGACCUGGAAGAAACUGUGAGGGUGAGAUUGUGGACCCUCUCACUGAAACGGUGGCUCCUGAAAUAACAAACAGCACAGCAUUUGCUGUAGAAGAAGUGAGCUCUGCAGGACAUGCUCCCCCUGCCACCACUGAGAUGGUGGCUGCUGGAGGCUCUGAGAUGAGUACUGCCAUACAUCUCUCUGCCACACUGCCCCUGGACGACAGGCAAGUGUCCCACAGUCAUUCUCCCACCAAUGCUCCUGCAGUUUCUUGGAAAGAAGGCCUAACACCACAGAUGGGCUCUGGCAGUGACAGUGGUCCCACAGCCCCAGGAGUCACAACCGUUAAGGAACUGGCCAUGAGCACACAGCAGAAGGAGGCUGUGAGUCCAUCACAGCACAGCUCUAUGGCAGAGGCUUCUCCCAGUGGAUCACAACCAGUGUCUGCUCUCACAAAUGCACCCAUGGGCACAGCUGAUCAAGAGCAACUUAGUACAACAUCGCUGGUGUUUCUGAAUCAAACAGCCCCUGCUGACACCAGAAGUCGAAUAACUUUUGAUGUGCCUCAAGCCAGCUCUCAAGAUGGCUCCAGUACAGCUCUGCCACCCUCAGGGAUUGAUGGUAUUCCUACCCUCAAUGCUACUCUCACAGCACAUGUAGAGAUGGGAAGAGAGAACAGCUCUUGGUCUGAGAACUACUCUGCAGCCCUGGGGUCAUCAACAUUGUCAAGCACCUCUCCAGCUCCCAGCCCAACUCCAGGCCCAGCCACGGACCACACUAUCCAGAAACUUCGUGGCACAGUACGGAUAACAAAUGUGAAAUUCUCUCCAGGCUUUAGCAAUACAAGCAGUGAGGAAUACCAGACGUUUGCACAGCUCUUUGUUGAUGAAGUACAUAAAUCUCUUCCUCUUGAGGUUCUUCAGCAGAUGGAUGCUGGUCUGAUUAAAGUGAUGAUAAUGGGUAUUACUAAUGGGAGCACAGUGGUAAGUUUCAAUUUACUGAUUGCAGCAGACAUGGAUAUCUCCUACAUCAUCCCCACGUUUCGUGACGCCUUUGAACACAGCUCCUAUUUCACAGUUGACAAGAGCAGUCUCUCCAUAAACGAUUAUGAUGAGUGCAAAAGUGAGGAAGAUGACUGCUCCCCAGAUGCAUCAUGCCAUAACACAGUUGGGUUUUACCAGUGCAGCUGCAAUGAAGGAUUUGCUGAUGUUCAUCCAGAAAGGCCUGGAAGAAGCUGUGAAGCAUUUUCUAUCAGCCAGAAGGCAACAGUGACAGAUAAGAACACUGUACACAACACAGCUCCACCUAUGACAUCUUUGGAAACUUCAACUCAUGUUUCUUCUCCUGAUUCACUGAACUUCUCUACUACUGAGCACAAAGCUCCAGGGAACACCACGUUGCAGCCUCCUCUCACCAUGGAUCCUGUGUCAACUCACGAUGUUUCUCCUCAAGCAUCUCCUGCCCCCCUCGUUAAACCUGUCCAGGCAGUUUCCAUCAAAGAUGCAGUGACAGUGUCUUGUGAAAUUGAGAAGGUUAUCCUGGCUGUCCAGAAGAGAUUUUUACAGCAGGAGUCUAUCCCUGAAACCUCCCUGUACCUGGGGAAGCCUCACUGCAAUGUGAGCUUUAGCAAUGGCACUCACGUUGUGCUGCAGGCAGGCUGGAGAGACUGUGGCACUGAAGUGGAGACCAACAUGACCAAUACCAUAGUGAAAAACAUCCUUCGGAAUGACAAUUCAGCUCAGGGAGUAAUCCACCACUUAAAAGUUUCCAGUCCCAUUCACUGUGUGUUUCAGAAUGAUCUCUUGACUUCCUCUGGAUACACUGCAGAAGGACUUUACACCAUCUUUGAGGAUUUGCAUGGAUCUGGACACUUCAGAACAGAAAUGCAGUUGUUUAUUGGAAACUCCCCAAUACCAAAAAAUUUCAGUGUCUCUGCCAGUGAUGAUGUCCUGAUUGAAGUGGGGAUCCAGAGAGCAGACAGCAAGCUCAAGGUGGUCCUCACUGACUGCUGGGCAACUCCAACUAAUAAUUCAGUGGAUCCCCUCUCAUUUACUUUUAUCAGCAACAGCUGUCCCAUCCCAAACACGUAUACCACACUGAUAGAAAAUGGGAAUUCAAGCAAAGCACAGUUUAAGAUGAAAAUUUUUUCCUUCAUCAACAAUUCUGUGGUUUACUUACACUGUAAAAUCCGUAUUUGUAUGGAGACCCCAGGAAGCACCUGCAGGACAAGAUGCCAUGCAGUUCGAUCCCUGAAAACUGGAGAAACCAUCGCUAUGCACAGAACAUCCUGGGGACCUCUCUGUAAAUCAGCUGGUGACCCUCCUUGCAAGGAUGCUGGGAUGGAAGCUGGGUUCAUUAUCCUCAUUACCUUUGCUGUGUUUGGUUUUGUGCUGGGAAUUGUGAGCCUUCUCAUUUUCCUGUACCAGCGAAAGAUGGGUAGUUACAACUUCAGAAUCAAGUCUGACAACUUCAGCUACCAAGUGUUCCAUGGUUAG